This is a messenger RNA of Acipenser ruthenus (sterlet), 436 nucleotides long. RefSeq names its product 40-kDa huntingtin-associated protein-like. Gene Ontology annotation, biological process: vesicle cytoskeletal trafficking. NCBI's taxonomy places the organism in Eukaryota, Metazoa, Chordata, Actinopteri, Acipenseriformes, Acipenseridae. Gene Ontology annotation, molecular function: protein binding. The record is from RefSeq and is a predicted model, not a curated record. Gene Ontology annotation, cellular component: early endosome.
CCCCCCCCUCAGAAGCUGCUCCCGGAACACGCCCAGACCCUGGAGAAAUACGACUGGGAAUCAGACAGCCACUGCCAGGUGAAUUUCCUGCAAGAGAACGUGUUCCUUCUGCUACAGUCAGUGGUGAUGGCGUGUCAGGAGAAGGACAUCGACUCCCUAAAGUCUCUGCAGACGGAGCUGUGGCCUCUGCUCAGCCCUGAACAGAAUCAGCUGCUUCACCUGUUGGUUCUGGAGAGAGUGUGUCCGUCGGGUCAGGGGUUCUGAACCCGGGCCAGGCUGGUCUCUCCGGGUCUGCGUUCACUUCCCUCUGCGCUCUGUGUUAUUAUUAUUAUUAUUAUUAUUAUUAUUAUUAUUAUUAUUAUUAUUAUUAUUAUUAUUAUUAACUGCACAUUAUUGAUGAGUUUCCUCUGCAUUAAUAAAUGUGAAUCUGAACUCA